AUGUCAUCGUCUACUUCUAUCUGUCGUAACAUAGUUAGCGUUGGUAUUAUUACUUUAACUACAGCAUGUACUGUAUUAAAGAAAUAUGGAGAAAAUAAAAAUCUUCAAUUAACAAUAAUUAGUGAAAAAUUUUCACCUGAAACAACUGCUGAUGUAUCAACUGGUUUUUUAGCUAAAGCUGCUCAUGUUAGUCUUUUAAAAAUGCCAUUUUAUGCACUGCGAGUUUAUAAUAGUCAAAAUAAAAAUGAUGAUAAAAUUUUUGAAAAGCCAAGUUAUUCAAUAUUAGCCCGACAUUUUCGAACAUUAGAUAAACAUGAAAUUAGUAUGUUUGAUCAUUUAAAACCAGUAGUAGGUUUUUCAAUGUCAUCAAUAACUAUUGAAAUUAGUCGUUAUUUAUCACAAUUACAAUGUUAUCUUCUACAAGAUUCUCGAGUAAAAUUUAUUAAAAGAAAAAUUUAUUCACUUAUUGAAUUAAAAGAUAAAGCUGAUAUUGUUAUUAAUUGUACUGAGAUCAUUCAAGUUCAUGCAGCAUGGAAAAAAUCAGUUUAUGAAUUUGAUACCGAAGAUGGUUUUGGAUAUAUAAUUCCAUACUCCAAUUCUGUUGUCUUAGGUGAAACAUUUCAAUUAAAUAAUUGGAACACAAUAAUAGAUGAAAACGAUACUAAAAAUGUUCUUUGUAUAUGUUCUAAAUGUUUACCUGCUCUUGAACAUAUUCGUCAUGGUAAAGUACAAGUUGGUUUAAGACUUUAUCGAGAUGAUGGUAUAACAAUUUCAUGGGGUUGUGCAAAAGAUAUAGUUGAUAUAGUUAAAACACUGUUACCACCUGCACCAAAAGAACAAAAUAGUGAAAACGAUAAUUUACCAGAACAUGAACAAUUAUGGCGUCUUACACUUAAUUUUGAAUAUGUUGUAAUACGAGCUAAAAUUUAA
Molecule: messenger RNA, 930 nt
Organism: Rotaria sp. Silwood1
Lineage: Eukaryota; Metazoa; Rotifera; Eurotatoria; Philodinida; Philodinidae
Source: the annotation of a GenBank genome assembly